This is a messenger RNA of Eremomyces bilateralis CBS 781.70, 1758 nucleotides long. RefSeq names its product TIM44 subunit of mitochondria import inner membrane translocase. Gene Ontology annotation, cellular component: mitochondrial inner membrane. The coding region runs from base 183 to 1709 and encodes 508 amino acids. Gene Ontology annotation, molecular function: protein-folding chaperone binding. The record is from RefSeq and is a predicted model, not a curated record. Lineage: Eukaryota; Fungi; Ascomycota; Dothideomycetes; Eremomycetales; Eremomycetaceae. The transcript is spliced from 3 exons. Gene Ontology annotation, biological process: protein import into mitochondrial matrix.
GAAAUUGCCGAUCCAAAAGAUUUCGAUUUUCCAUUCGUCGCCAUUGGGAAGGAACCAUCAAUACCCUCAUCCAUCACCUUCCUCUUCAACCUUUAUUCCCUACUCACCCUAUCGCCUUUUUCUUCUACUUCUUUCUUGGGGAGAAGGGGAUUUUGCGGGAGGCGGAACCGAAAAAGAAAAUCAUGAGCGCCCUUGCUCGAGGUGCCGUGGGCACGCGAUCGAGGUUGAAAGUGCCGCAGAGAACGUUCGCCUCCGCUCCGGCGUCCGCGUUCGGUCGAACAGCUGCAUAUCGAAGGAUAUCCUCGCAACCGGAGUUCCAUUCGCAGGCCAGCGUUUGGCAGCAGGCGAAGCCGAAAGAAGAGGCUACGAGUCGUGAGGAGUCCCGGGCGGCAUCUGAGCAAUCCGGACAAGAGGACCCGAGUGCUACUGGCAAGGAGGAUGGACGAGUGAACGAAGAGGGAGCCAAGUCAGAAAAGGAGUCCGAGGGAGACAAGGAGGGGGAGAAGGACGGAGAAAAGGAUGGAGAGAAAAAGGCUCCUCCACCACCGCCACAUGGAGAUAAGACCCCGUGGCAAGUCUUCACCGAAACCCUGCAGACCGAGUUCAAAGCGUCGAAGGAAUGGAACGAAUCCACCAAGGCCUUGGCGAGCGGCUACACCGAAUUCACGCAGAACGAAAAGCUCCAGAAGGCGCGCAGCGUCUACAGCCAAGCGUCCGACGUCGCCUCGUCGUCCACCGCCACUGCUUUCAAGAAGACCGGCCGCGUGAUCGGCUCGUCGUCCGCGUGGGUGUGGAAUUUGACGGUCGUUCGAUGGGCCCGGAAAGGGCUUGCCAUCCUCGGAAUUGGGUUGGAGAGGGUGACGCGGCCUUUGCGGGAGACGCAGGCUUACAAGAGCGUUAAGAACACCAUUGACGAUGGGAGCUCGUUUAGGUAUGGUGGGUGGGUUGAGAAGGAGGAGCGGCGGCGACUUCGCGAGGAGCGGGAGCAGUUCAAGUCCACGCGGAGGACGGAGGUGCAUGAGGAGGAUAUCAACGCCGGAACCAACGUGACGCUUCACAAGGAUGCCAAGUGGAAAGAGUCGUGGCGCGAUUUCCGCGACACCAGCCCCGUGAUGCAGUCCAUCUUCUCCAUCAAAUCCACCUACCAAGAAUCCGAGAACCCCCUCAUCACCACGGCGCGCAGCAUCUCCGACCGCGUGGCCGGCUUCUUCGCCGAGACCGAGACCGCCACCGUGAUCAAGAAGUUCCGCGAGAUGGACCCCAACUUCCAGUCCGAGCCGUUCCUGCAGGAGAUGCGCGAGUACAUCCUGCCCGAGGUGCUCGACGCCUACGUGAAGGGGGACGUGGAGACGCUGAAGCUGUGGCUGUCGGCCGCGCAGUUCUCGGUGUAUUCCGCCUUAAUGCAGCAGUAUACCACCGCGGGCCUCAAGUCUGACGGCCGCAUCCUCGACAUCCGGAACGUGGACAUCCUCUCCGCCCGGCUGCUCGAUCCCGGUGAGAUUCCGGUGUUCAUCAUCAGCUGCCGAACGCAGGAGGUCCACGUGUACAAGAACGCCAAGUCCGGGGAACUCAUGGCCGGCAUGGACGACAAAGUGCAGCAGGUCACCUACGCCAUCGGCAUAACGAGGAUCCCCGAAGAUGUCAACAAUCCCGAGACGAGGGGAUGGAGGUUGAUCGAAUUGCAGAAGAGUGCGAGGGAUUACCUGUGAGGUGCGUGCAGGCGAAGACCGCGGCUUUUGCUUCCACUCGAAACUUGCG